AAGGAGAAAGAUGAAACUACUGUACAAUCUGCAUGUUUUGCUAAUUGUCAUCUUUCUAAGUCCAGCCUAUCAUGGAGAUGAAAUUAUUGGAGGUCAUGAUGCUGUACCUCAUUCAAGACCCUAUAUGGCAUCCCUCCAAAGGUUUAAGUGGUGGAAACAGCAGUAUGUACAUGAUUGUGGAGGGGUUUUGAUCAACCGUAAAUGGGUUCUAACUGCAGCUCACUGUGAAAUAAAAGAUGGCAUCAUUGCUGGAAAACGGAAGCUUCGAGUGGUUCUUGGUGCACAUUCUCUUUCGGGAAAGGAGUCGAGUAAACAAAUAUUUCAUAUCAAGAGACAGAUUCCCCAUCCAGAAUUCAGUGGUAAUACUAUGGAAAAUGACAUCAUGCUGCUGGAAUCCAGGACAGGUGGUCCUUUGCUUUGCAAUGGAAAGUACGUCGGGAUUGUAUCCUUUGGCAAAGGAUGUGCAGAUCCCAAAAAGCCUGGAGUUUACACUUUUGUUUCUAAAUACCUUUGUUGGAUUUGGAAAACCAUUGCCAUGCAGGCUUACAAUAUGACCAAUGAAAAGCUGUAUUGAGUAAUCAGCGUGCUAAUUCACUUUGCUUU
Messenger RNA from Amblyraja radiata (thorny skate), 603 nucleotides. Its product is annotated as anionic trypsin-like. Gene Ontology annotation, molecular function: serine-type endopeptidase activity. The coding region runs from base 11 to 574 and encodes 187 amino acids. The transcript has 4 exons. Gene Ontology annotation, biological process: proteolysis. NCBI's taxonomy places the organism in Eukaryota, Metazoa, Chordata, Chondrichthyes, Rajiformes, Rajidae. The record is from RefSeq and is a predicted model, not a curated record.